Molecule: messenger RNA, 5154 nt
Organism: Danio aesculapii
Lineage: Eukaryota; Metazoa; Chordata; Actinopteri; Cypriniformes; Danionidae
Gene: tspan2b
Product: tetraspanin 2b
Exons: 8
Coding region: 68-706 (212 amino acids)
Cellular component (GO): membrane
Source: RefSeq, a predicted model, not a curated record
CAGACACAGACACUUACACUCUCUAACCGGAAUCUUCUUCAAUAAUCCUUCUUCUUCUUCAGUCAUCAUGGGUAAAGUCGAGGGAGGAAUGAAAUGUGUCAAGUUCCUGCUCUUUAUCUUCAACUUUAUAUUCUGGUUGAUGGGCUCUCUGGUUCUGGCAGUAGGUCUCUGGCUCCGACUGGAUCCAAACACUGUGUCUCUUUUAGGAGAAGACGGACCUGAUACCUUCUUCAUCGGCGUGUAUAUCCUCAUCGCUGCCGGUGGUCUGGUGAUGCUGGUGGGGUUUUUCGGCUGCUGUGGAGCCGUGCGGGAGUCGCAGUGUCUUCUAGGAUUGUUUUUUGCCUGCCUUCUGGUCAUCUUUGGAGCUGAGGUUGCAGCAGGAGUUUUUGGCUUCAUCAACAAAGACAAGAUCAUUCAGGAAAUAAAACACUUCUAUGAUGAAUCUGCUGGAAUCAACAACAAUAAUGCAACCGUGCAGUCGUACCACAUCGUAUUGAGUUGCUGUGGUUCAUCUACAAUGACGCCACAGUUGUGUAAAAACAUGGUAUUUAACCAGACAUGUGACGUAGCUAUUGAAGAGUUUUUCAACAGUAAGCUGUUCAUCGUGGGUUACGUGGGAAUAGGAAUCGCUGGAGUCAUGAUUAUAGGCAUGAUCUUCAGUAUGGUCCUCUGUUGUGCCAUCCGAAACAGCCGGGAGGUGAUCUAACAGAGCUCUUCCUCUCCCAAAACACGACCUUUCACCUCUGCUGGACUCGCUGCAUACACACAACAGUAACAUUCCCAAACUCAACCCUGUUGUUUAAACUCCGUCCAAUCGCUGGAUCUCCUUAAUUGAACGCCUGCUGGUUCGGUGCUGGAUCCUCUCUGUCGUUUCCUCAAAUCUCUAUUAAUAUAUCCUGACAUGCGGCUCCUCCAGUCAGAUAUAUACUCAGGCUAUUCUCGUCUGUUGCUGCGUGUCUUCACAUGCCAGAUAUAAAUAUUGUGUAACGUGACGCCAGGGGCUUCUUUUGCCUUUUACGAUUGUACACAAGCGGAGUAGACUUCACGUCACAGAGAGAGAUCUCAAACAUUCACGAAGGAGCAGAAUUAAUGCAUGCACAAAACACACGUCGGAGAUCUUCAUAUCAUUGAAUUGACUUGUACUUCCACUUCUGGAAAGACACACACACACAUAGACAUAUUUCCAGCUCCGCUUUCUUGAUAUACUGUAUUUCAGUGAGGAUUUCUGACCAAACUGUUCCACUUUCAGUACAAGCAGCUUUCAUUAGGUCAGAUUCUUCAAUAUGAGUGAAAAAUCACACAAAAAACUGACAAAAAUAUGUGUUGUGUACAUAUCUGUGUCCUCAUCGUAGUUGUAGCGAUGGUGAAGGCCUGUAUUGUGUGUUUACCGGGGCAGUUCACCCAAAAAUUAACAUUUACACACUAUGUGGUUAUACACCUUUAUGAGUUUCUUUCCCAUGUUGAACACUAAAGAAGAUAUUUUGAAGAAUGCUGAAAAGCGGUAACCAUUGACUUACAUUGUAGGAAAAACAAAUACUAUAGAAGUCAGUGGCUAGAGGUUUUCAGCAUUCUUCAAAAUAUCUUCUUCAGUGUUCAACAGAGAAAGGAAACUCAAACAGUGUUGGAUCGAGUAAUUCAUGAUGGAACUUUCAUUUUUUGGGGUGAACUAUUAUUUCAGUGUGUAUAGAGGCAGUUUUUGGCCAGUGUACAGCGACGUCUGUUUCAUGCAUUUUGCAUUCGAGUAUUAAAGUGACAGUACACCCAAAAACUAAGAUGAUCAUUUCCCAAACCCUCGCUUGUUCUAAACCUAGUGAGCUAGGCUAGUAUGAAGAUAUGCUGAAAAAUGUUCAUUACAAACAGCCCAUAGACUUCAGUUGUAUUUUAUAUUCCUACUAUGGAUUCUGCAGGAUAUCUUGGUUUGUGUUCAACAGAGGAAAGAAGCAGAUGAAAGUAAAUGGUGAAGAAAUUUUGCCAAUUUACGGUAAUAACAAACUAACACUAAAUAGACUAGACUGUAAAACCUGAGAAGGUUAAGUUAAUCUAACUGUUUGCCACAAACCAUUUAAGUCUUUAAACCAAAUGAUUUGAGUACUGUUAACUUAUAAAUAUGCUUAUAUAUACAUAUUUAAGCAAUAUUACACAAGUAGCAGUGCGAUAUGGCUGUAUAUUGGCACCGGUGAAAGGCAUGUGUUGACAAGACCAUAGGCCGAGCGCCUUAGUGCCCUAGCAGUGCUGAUAUACUGCUACUCAUGUGGUAUUGUGUUUAUACAACAGUUCGACAGCAUAAUCGUGUCUAUAAAAAAGAAAAUCAAACACAGAGAGUCUCAAAACCCUUUUGUAUGAGGAACUACUUUCUUCUGCCAUUCAUUUACAUCUGCAGCUGACGUCAGAACAGCAGAAACCGCUGCUCAUUCACUAACAUCACUGUAGAGCUAGUGUUUGAGUGAUUCUCUAGCGUAAUGUCUAAAGUGAUGACAGAACAGCUGAUUUUGCUCACAUUUUAAGAUUAUAAGGCUGAACAGCAGGAAAUGCCAUCAGAGAUUUCCCAGUGUUUCUCUGCUGUAAUCAGGAGAUCACAAUAAUUAACCCUGAAAAAGCCAAAGCCAAAGCAAACACUAGCAGAUUACUGUGGUAUAAAUACAGCACUACACACAAAAGAGAGAGAUCGACUUAGAAAGUCACUCACCUGUUCUGUAAUGAUUUGAUCUGUUGUAGAUUGAAAUUACGCUAAGUUUUUCCUCCUCUAAGCACUUAUUAUGCGCUCUCUGUCUCCAUCUUGUAGCGGAGCGUCAGUCGUCUUUGUUCUACUCAGUAUGACAGGCUGAUGGAUGCAGACAUGCUGAAUCUGCAGAAUUAUAUAUAUUUAAAAUAGGCACUAUCCUUAUAAACUGCAGAGCUGCAAUCUAAACAGCUACAUUCUCACCUAAAAAAGCCUCAACAGUACAUGAUGUUGUCCAACAGCUGCAAUAUUUGUCAGACUGUAGUGAGUUUAUUGAUCUGCUGUCACUCUGUGUGGGCGGAGUAAUACACAAGAGUGAAGAGGCUGUACUUUUAUUGCAGAAUAUCGCACUGCUAUCAGCCAAUCAGAUUCAACAACCAGACAGAAGUUUAGUUAAUAGAACAAAUUAAGUCCAAACAACUAUAAACUGCUACUCAAAUGGUGUUUGGUAUUGUUUCUAGCAUUAGGGUUAGCACAAACAACAGAAUUAAAUUAUUCAUAACUCAUUAAGCUUGAGUUCUGCAUAAUAUAAUCACUUUAUUACUUACCAUAACUCCUUUUAAUCAAGUCAAAGUAACUUUAAGUUACUAAGUUAAACUAACUUAUUUCAUGUAUCGGUUUUCACCGUUAGUUUUUUACAGUCUUUAUUAGUUAGUAAGGUAGAAGUUUAGGUAUUAGGGAUGCUACUAAUGAACAGUUCAUAUCUUAAUAAUAGGCAGGUAUGAAUUAUAGUCAGUAGUAAAUAGCAUGACUUGUGGCCUAACUAAAGUGUCACCCCAAUUUCAUGCAAUUUUGGGUGAACUGUCCCUUUAAGGUGCCUUUUUUAGCUUAUACAAAGACACAGCUUAAUGUUUGGUUUUGAUUUAGCAUGAAGGGAUUGUAAAGGGGUGGGUUUUCUGUUUUGUGUUGUUAUUUAUAAUGGUGCAGUUGUUGGUUGGUCAGAUGUGUUUCUGCUGGUGCGUCACUGCUGAAGCUCCUCAAGCUAAAAUGGCAUUAGAGUAUUGAUCAGCAGGGACAGAUUCAGUGAUUUAAAAGCUCUAAGCAAUUUAGCCACAGGGCCUGAAAGCCCUAAUAUAUGCACCCUUGUGUUUAUUUAUUUGCUUGUUUUUCUUUUGUUUAUGUAUUUUCCAGUCUUUUUCUUAUUUCACUCAAUCUUUACUUUAACAUUUUUUCUUAAUAUAAAAAAACAACUAAAAAUAAGCAAUUGUUUGGUUUACUAUUAAAUCUUCAUCUGAUUUGGAACAAAAUUGCACAGAUUUAAUAACUACAAUACAGUUUUAUUUGUUAGACGCUCACAAUGCAAAAUACAACAGAAAACUACACUCACCGGCCACUUUAUUAGGUACACCUCAUGCCAGAGGUCAGAGGAGAAUGGCCAGACUGGUUCCAGCUGAUAAAAAGGCAACAGUAACUCAAAUAAGCACUCGUUACAACCGAGGUCUGCAGAAGAGCAUCUCUGAACACACAACACGUCCAACCUUGAGGCGGAUGGGCUACAGCAGCAGAAGACCACACCGGGUGCCGCUCCUGUCAGCUAAGAACAGGAAACUGAGGCUACAAUUCACACAGGCUCACCAAAACUGGACAAUAGAAGAUUGGAGAAACGUUGCCUGGUCUGAUGAGUCUCCAUUUCUGCUGCCACAUUCGGAUGCUCGGCUCACAAUUUGGCCUCAACAACAUGUAAGCAUGGAUCCAUCCUGCCUAUCAGCGGUUCAGGCUGGUGGUGGUGGUGGUGUAAUGGUGUGGGGGAGAUUUUCUUUGGGUCCAUUAGUACCAAUUGAGCAUGGUGUCAACGCCACAGCCUACCUGAGUAUUAUUGCUGACCAUGUCCAUCCCUUUAUGAGCACAGUGUCUCCAUCUUCUGAUGGCUACUUCCAGCAGGAUAACGCUCCAAUCUCUGAGGAAUAUUUCCAGUAGCUUGUUGAAUCUCUGCCACGAAGGAUUAAGGCAGUUCUGAAGGCAAAAGAGGGUCCAACCCGGUACUAGUAAGGUGUACCUAAUAAAGUGGCCGGUGAGUGUUUGUUUCAUAUUUAUAAUUUAUACUUGGGCAUUUAUUAGGGCCCCCAAAUUACCUAGGGCCCUAAGCGGCUGCUUACCAAGCUUAUUGAUUAAAACUGAUUGAUUAGGAUACGCACAGUGUAGUCUUAAGGAUAAAAUAUCGAUGUAGAUCCGUCCUCAUACACAAACACAACCCUGCUGUGGUUGAUCAGACUGUACAGCGACUAGUGUAAAGCAUGUAGCGUGGCUUUGAAAUCGAGGUUUUGUCAGUGUGUUUUCCUACAGUUUGUGUGUAUAUAUCUAUUCUUUCGUACUGUAAAACAACACUGCAGUUUUUGAUGUUAGUGAUCAGAAUGUGUGUGUUUAAUUUAUUUUCAGCAGAAUUCAAAGCUCAGGAACAUUGUAGCAUGACAACUAAUAAACAGUGAAGUUUCUGA